AUGCAGAGCAAGACUAAACACCUUCGGAAAUACGAUGAAAAUAUUGAACGCCACUCACAAUCACCCUGCUUCGAUGAAAGAGUACCCGUCAGCUAUGGAACUGGCUGUAACCAUUACGAGAAGGAUGUAACCAUACAGGAUGAAGACAGAACAGUUAUGCCAAGAGAAGAUAUGCAUCAGACAUGGACCCAUUACGAGAAGAAUACCACCAUAAAGGAGAAUCAUGAUAACCUCAGGCUCCAAGCAUCCAAUCUUGGUAUUUCAAGGUCAAGAAUAUUUGUUGGAAAGGCGGUGCCCCAACAAAACAGUUUGGUCGUGCAGGAUGAAACUGACGCAGAAGUGCAAGGCUAGAUUAAACACAUCCGGAAAGACUAUGAUUAUCUUGAAUUCGGAACAUAACCAUCCUAUCUUGCAUAGACGGUACAAAAAAACUACAGAGCUGAUAGUGAAUAUCACUAGAAGGAUGAGAUAAGGAUUCUGUACACGUACAGAGGGUUGAAACAUCCGAUCAUAGUGAUAGACCGCUUCGAGUACAAGAAAGAACGUCAAAUGGGGUCUCGCGGCAUGUGGUGUUGCAGACACAAGGACAAAUACAAAUGUAAAGCACGCGCGAUCACGUAUAAUCACAUAGUUGAGAUGAGAAAGUUGAAUCACAACCACGGGCCUAGCUUUACAGGCGAUUUGUCCAUGUGUCACAAGCAGACCGUCACGUUCUCACAUUCCCUAGCGAGAGCCAAGAAGACUGAUUUGGCGAUGUAUCACCAUGCGCAGUAGAUCAUAGAACCUUGUUACACGUCUUGGUUGAAAAAUAUGGUACUAGUUCGUUAUAGUGAACUAGCUCGCCGAAAUGAACUAAAAAGCACAUUGCUACCCUACUAUCAGAAGAUAAAACUAGCCAAAUCUUACGUAUUUUAAUGUUAAAUGUCAAACUUGCCGAGAUGGAUGUUUACCAUCACAUACGAAUGAUAUUAACAUACCAUAUGAGUUGGAGAUGUAACCAAAACUUUGCUAGUUUAGAAGAAAAAGAGCGAGCGCACUUGGUUCUGUCAAGGAUCCGCGUGUUUCGCUGUACAUUGACCGAGGCGAUGUUGCCAAAGUGGCAUAAAAUGUUCAUAAAACCCUACAUUUAUACUAAGCUGAUUGGAGUUGAGAUCUUUUCACGUUUUUUGGUGGUUAUAUUAAAAAAGUAAAAAUAUAGACUGUCUAGAAUCUAGAUAAAUGGCAACAAUUGGUGAAAUAUGCAAUUUGCGGUUAGGAAAAGUUUGUAUUUUAACCCGACAUGCCUCUUUUCGCUCUGAAGUUUAAAUAGCUAAUUUACAGGUUUUGAUAAUGACUUCUGUUUACUUGACAGUCCUAACAAAAAAUGCUUCCACUACGAUAGACAAAUUAUUAUCUAUAUGGCAACACCGCAUUUAUCUCUGACCAAAUAAGAACGGCUCGCCAUCAGCUGUUUUGUGGACGCCAUGUUUUUGGUUGCAUCUCUAAGUUGCCUUGUCUGUCUUCUCUUGGUUCAUCAGUAUUUGUUCAGUAUUGUCAAAAAGCUAGUAGUGGUUGAGUAAAAUGUGUAUAUUUCCAAGCCAAAAUAUUGCUAAAAGUUCCUUAUACCAAAUACAUGUUCUAGUCAAAAUCUACUUCUAAUAAGUUAAAAAAAAACACUAUAGACUUGCCUGGUCCUGGUCUUGCAAUAUAACCGAAGUCUUAGUCUUGGUCUUGGUUUUGCAAAAUUAUCAAGUUCUGGUCUUGCUUAAUAGUAGUGACAGAAUGUGCAGAGUUGCAUUUUUUAACAUUAUAAUUACUUCUGACUUAAAUCUAACAAGACCGAUACCAAAGCUGGACUUGCGUGUGGCGAAGCCCUAGGUAGACCUCAUCUACUACACAGCUAAAAGCGGUGUUUGCUGUUCACUGUCCGCAGUGCUCAAUUCUAGCGGUAGAUGGCGCUUCGCACUGUCUUAUUUCGUGAUGCGGUUUCAUUUAGCGGCCAAACAUGGAGGAUUAUCAGCAUAAAAACCACAUGAGAAGUUAAGUUGAGUCGUUCAUUUUAACUGCUUGUAGGACUCGUCGAAAGGGGUUGAUAUACUAAAAAUUACCUAUAUAAAAGUUGAAUAAUGAAAGAAAUGGUAAAAGACAAGCUGUUAAAAUAAAUUACUCAACUUUAUAAAUUAUAUUGUUUUGUGGUUUUAUGGUAUACAUAUCUGAUAAUGUAAUAUGUUAGAAUAUAGUCGUAUUUUGUUCUAAAAAAUACAUUGUAAAUAUUUUAAAUUUGAGCUGUCAUUCUCAGAAGUUUGAGUGACUGUAAUAUGCAGGGUGUCCGCAAAGUUGGGGUUUUCCUUUUCAGAAACAACUAUCCUUGAAAUAACAAAGGUAAUGUGUAGUGAAACGAGGGCGACCAAGUAAAAAAAAAUAAAGGAAAAAGUACUCACUCUCCAG
Acanthoscelides obtectus is the source of this 2427-nucleotide messenger RNA. Lineage: Eukaryota; Metazoa; Arthropoda; Insecta; Coleoptera; Chrysomelidae. The record is from the annotation of a GenBank genome assembly.